Messenger RNA from Equus caballus (horse), 353 nucleotides. The record is from RefSeq and is a predicted model, not a curated record. Lineage: Eukaryota; Metazoa; Chordata; Mammalia; Perissodactyla; Equidae.
GCCAGCAGAGGGCGCGCGCCCUCCACUCGGCGCUCCGCAGCCCCGCGAGUUCCCACAGGGCCUCGCGCGCCAUGGGCUGUGCGAAGAGCAAAGAGACGUGUUGGGCUGCCCGGCGGCAGCAGGAGGCCGUGGGCCCGAGCUGCAGGGCCCACCGUUCCUCAGCUAAGGAUCAUCUCCGUCGUCAAACUUUGCCAGAAAACCCAGCCACUGGUGUGAGUGGCCCUUCAGGAUCCACCAGCGUAGCCACGGCAGACCCCCAGGCCCGGCUGCAGGCCUGCAUAGACAGCCACCCUGUGGUCGUCUACAGUAAGUCCGCGCGCCAGCGCUGUGCUGAGAAUGAAGCUGAGAAUUGA